Penicillium malachiteum is the source of this 8025-nucleotide messenger RNA. RefSeq names its product putative translational activator. Bases 1 to 8025 code for a protein of 2674 amino acids. Gene Ontology annotation, cellular component: cytosol. The record is from RefSeq and is a predicted model, not a curated record. Gene Ontology annotation, molecular function: protein kinase regulator activity. Lineage: Eukaryota; Fungi; Ascomycota; Eurotiomycetes; Eurotiales; Aspergillaceae. The transcript is spliced from 5 exons. Gene Ontology annotation, biological process: cellular response to amino acid starvation; regulation of translation.
AUGGAAGGAAUUCCAUGGGACCAGGUCAAGGCUGGGGAUCUGGGCUCCUUGCGGGUCGCCCUCUUCUCGAGUUCGACCUUGCGCAGAGUCCGGGCCCUGCAAGAACUUCGCGACAAGAUUGCUUCUGAUAUCCCGUCAGAAUUCCAUCAAGAUGUUUUAGCGCUUCUUUUCCUGACAUAUCCUCUAUAUGUCGACCGAUCUUCGCGCCAUGCUGUUCAGCAAUGUCUUCGCUCCCUCCUUCGAACCCCGAAUGCUGCAGACCAUCUUAAGUACCUGGUUGAGAAACUAAGACUGGAGGCAGCUAAGCCCGGUAUUUCGUCGAGCUCUGGAUUUAUUUUGUUGGAAUGGUGUUGCAGUAUCCUGCAACAAGCAUGUGAGAGCGAGGCUACGCCGUUAGACAUUGUCCUGGACCUUAUCGCUGUAGAGGCUAAGGCUUUGGAGAAUUGCUUUGCACACACUCCGAAGGAGUCGAUGCGAAAAUCAGCUACUCGUGUGACCAGACGUGCUCUGCGUGCAACAUUCUCGAACAAGACAUGGGGUGCGGACGCCGUGCGCCAAUCUGUUAGCCGAUUGACUACGGAUUCCACAGCAGGAUAUAAGAAUACAUUGCUCCUGGGUGUAAUUUCGGGUGUAUGCGCACGGUUACCAAAGAAGAAGCCGGUUCUUGAAGAGUCCAAGAAAGCUAUCCUAGCCUACUACAUCAAGGAAAUUGUGGGCUCAAGAUCUGCUGUGCCUUCUCAUGUCGCCGAGGGAAUGUCUGAUUUCUUUACUGAUUUCGUCACAUAUGUGGAUGUCACCACUGAAUUGAUUCCUCCCAUGGAGAAAACCAUGCUGAGAUCCCCAGAGGUUAUCUUUACUGGUGUAAUCCCCCCAUUGAGUGCAUCCUUAUCCCAAGAUAUUGACCUCUCCGAUAUGGUGCAAACUCGCCUUUCCAAGCAUCUACUAUCCAGCAUGAAGUCGAACAAUGCUGCAGUCCGACAAGGAGCUGCCGAUUCCUUCAGAGCUUUACUAUCUCGAUGCAACACCGAGGCUGUGGUCAUGAAGAUUACAAGUGAAUUGAUUGGUCCUUUGAAAACACAAAAGGUCACAACACCAGACCACCGAGUUGCUUAUUCACAAGCAAUCUCUGCUAUUCCAACAUCAGUCGAUGUUUCCAAGGAGAUCGUUCAAGGAUUUUCACUUGUUCUCUCACGCGAGUCCAACGAAGCCGCUCUCGAGGAGGAGCUCAAGUCCUUUGGCAAUCACCUCGCUUUCCUUGUUGCCUCCAAGGUUAAGGUUGUGGAUGAUGUUGUUAACAAUAUUGUCAAGGGUAUCUCUGAUAAACGAGUUCCAUUCCGCAAGAUCUGGCAGCUUAAUGUGGGAGAAGUGUUCUGGAAGUCUGAUAUCGAGGCUCUCAAGAGCGCCGGAAUCCAGCCUUUUGUUACCAAAUUCCUAGCGAAGAUGAAGGAGAUGUUUGCAGAAGUUGUCGCUAAUCCAUUACCCUCAGCUCAAAGCGGUGCCUUAUCGUCUGCCUAUGUCUUUUUGGCUCUUUUCCAACGUGUGUCAGACAUUGAGGCAGCGGACAAGUCCGCUUGGGAAGAACAUGUCUCUAAGUCAAUGACUAUGGGCGCAAAGCCUUCAUUCCUCCUGAAUCCAAAGGCUUACUCCAAGAUCGGAACCGUAGGAGAAAUGCAAUGGGUGGUCAGAGCCCUGGCCGCCGUCGCUUCUGGGUCCAAGUUCACUGAUGCGGAGGAUGCGGCCAAGACUGCAUGGGCCCAAUCCUUCAUCUACGCUAUCACCGGACCUACCAUGACCACCAAAUCUCGGGAACAUGCCUUGGAAGCUCUUUCGGCUGUCCACCAGAAGGAUGUAGCGUCUAUUGGACGGGUUGUGAUCAACGGUCUUUGGGCUUGGAUUAAUGCUUUCCGUACCUCAGAGAAGGAGUCCGCCGCUUCUUUUGCCAACUCAGGAAGCGAACGUCUUCUGCAGGUUAUUUUGAGGGCCAUCUGCCCUCUCGCGGCAAAGGACGGCUCCGAAGGUUCUUUUUCUGAUCUGGAAGCUCAAUUGAUUAACAUUCUGGUUCUUAGCCAAUCGAACUUGAUUCCAGGUGCCUCUUGGAUUGAUCUGUGCCUCAGAACUGGCAUUGAUCCUGGAAACUUGGUCCGCAGUCACCCUGAGGAGUGUAUUGAGCAGUUGGUCGGUGUCAAUGCAGACCCUGUCCAAUCCACUGUCCCCAAUGUCAACUCCGCCGUUUGGAGCGCCGCAGGUGAUCUGGCAUUUGUAGCUCCAGAUGCCAUGAUCCCUCGUCUGGUUGAUCAAAUCAAAGCAGAUCUGGAUGGAUCCCGUCUUUCCAAAUUCACUGCCACAGACGCAGCGAUUGCUCGUACGCCUGAAGGUACCGCCUUUGUUGAUGUCCUGAGCAGCAAGUCAAAACAUCCUGCGUUUGACAAGAACACUAAAGAUUAUGACACCUUGAAAUGGGAAGAGGAGCUCCGAGCUCAACUGGCAGAGAAGAAGGGACAGAAGCCGAAGAAGCUCACUGGCGAGGAACAAUCUAAGGUCAAUGCUCAACUUGCCAAGGAAGCAAAGAUUCGUCAAGAAGUACUCGAGGAGGUUAAGCGCAUCGAGCGAGGUGCUGGCCUUAUCAGAGGUCUUGCCACUGGCCCUGCCAACGAUGUUGAGGGCUGGAUCAACACCGCAGUCAGCUGCCUGCUUUCUCUUGCCAACGCUGGUGCUGGUCUGUUUGUCGGUGAUGUUGUUUCACAGGCCUUCCUUACUUGCGCCAAUGAGGUUUCCUCGCGAUUGGGCAGCGUUCGAUCCUUUGUGGGUAUUGCUAUCCUCCGGGCUAUCGGUAAUACCAAUCUCGCACCAGAGAUGGAGCUGGAGCACCUUGGAGAACUCGUGACCAGAAUUCUGUACCGUAUGCGAUUUGCAUCCGAGCAACGACCCCUUGAUACUGCAUCCGUUGCCUACGUCCUUCCGUUGAUCUUCUCUAUUCUGACCAAGAAUGGAAUCGAGGAAGUCAAGGGAGGCCAAGAAGGCGAACAAGUCUUGCUCGCCAUUGAGUUCCUGUCCUACCAUUCCAACUCUUUCUCCGAUCUACGACUUCCUCGUAUUGAAGUUCUUCAACACCUACUUUCCGCCAUGCAACGAUACACUCAGCACUAUAAGUUGAUCAAAGAUACAUUGUUCAACUUCUGUCGCUGCAUCUCUCCCAACAUCAACAGCGAAGAGCUUGAGACACUUUUGCAGGGUUCCAUUGUCCCUGAUGCCUCUGUAAGAACAUCUGUUCUUCAAGUCAUUGAGGCCGAGAUUGAUUUGACCGACCUCGAUUUCUCUGAGGAAAUCUGGCUUGGAUGCCAUGACCACGUGGAAGAGAAUGUUGAGCUUGCUCACACCAUCUGGGAAGACAAUGCGCUUGAAGUUGAUGAUGAGGCAUUUGCCAAGAUCAUGAAGUAUUUGGACUCCAAGGAUGGUCAACUGCGCGGCGCCGCUGCCCGUGCAUUGGCUCAAGCUAUUGAAUCUGACAAGAGCAAGUUUGAUGGCAUCUUCUCAGAGCUCCAAGCCAAAUAUGCUGAAGAUGUGAAACCCAAGGCUCCUGAGAAGGAUGCCUACGGAAUGCCCAAGAAGAUGGACAACCCAGACAACUGGGAGAGCCGCAGCGGUGUGGCAUUGGCUUUCGACGCCAUGACAAACCUGUUUGAGGGCGACCAGAUCAUUGCCUUCAUCCAAUUCCUCAUUGAACGUGGUCCUCUUAUUGAUAAGAACUCUUCCGUUCGACGCCAGAUGCAAGAGAGCGGAAAAUCCGUGAUUGCGCAUCGCGGCCAAGAAAAGGUCGAAGAGCUGAUGAAGUCCCUUGAAACGACUUUGGAAACCUCCGACAAAGCAACUCAGAGUUCUGACUUGCUGAACGAGGCGGUGAUUGUUCUUUAUGGAUCUCUGGCCCGACACUUGAAGGCUGAUGACCCUCGUCUCCAAAACGUUCUCAAGAAGCUUCUUGCAACUCUCCCCACCCCUUCGGAAACUGUUCAGUCUGCCGUUUCAGAGUGUUUGCCACCUCUUAUCCGAUUGAGCGGCCCCAAGUCUUCUGAAUAUGUUCAGGAGAUGCUUGACCAACUGCUCAACGUGAAAAGCUAUGCUACGCAGCGUGGUGCCGCAUAUGGUCUUGCGGGUAUUGUCAGUGGCAAGGGUAUCUCGACUCUGCGCGAGUUCCGAAUCAUGAGCUUGCUUAAGGAGGCCACAGAGAACAAGAAAGAGCCUCACCAUCGCCAGGGUACUUUCCUCGCAUAUGAGCUUUUUGCUACCGUUCUUGCGCGUACCUACGAGCCAUAUGUUAUCCAGAUUGUUCCUCAGUUGCUUGGAGGUUUUGGCGAUCCUAGCCUUGAUGUUCGUGAUGCUUGUCUGGAUGCCUCCAAAGCCUGCUUCCAGAACCUCAGCUCUUACGGUGUGAAGAAGAUUCUCCCUACAUUGCUUGAUGGUUUGGAUGAUACGCAAUGGCGUAGUCAAAAGGGAGCCUGUGAACUUCUUGGAGCCAUGGCCUACCUUGACCCACAGCAGCUUGCAGCCAGUUUGCCAGAUAUCAUUCCUCCGCUUACUAUUGUCCUCAAUGAUACCCACAAAGAGGUCCGCAACGCCGCGAACCGCAGUCUGCAGCGAUUCGGAGAGGUCAUUAGCAACCCUGAAGUCAAGAGCUUGGUUGGUGUGCUUCUCAAGGCUCUCAGUGACCCUACCAAACACACAGAUGAAGCAUUGGACUCCCUCAUCAAGGUUUCCUUCGUUCACUACCUGGACGCACCUUCGCUGGCUUUGGUUGUUCGUAUCCUCGAGCGCGGUCUUUGCGAUCGAUCCAACACCAAGCGGAAGUCCGCCCAAAUCAUUGGCAGCUUGGCCCACCUUACUGAGCGAAAGGACCUUAUCGCGCAUUUGCCCAUUAUCGUGGCUGGUCUCAACCUGGCUAUUGUCGAUCCUGUGCCUACUACACGUGCCACUGCUUCAAAGGCUCUGGGUUCUUUGAUCGAGAAGCUUGGAGAGGAUGCUUUGCCCGACCUUAUCCCCAACCUCAUGACUACCCUCAAGUCAGACACCGGCGCCGGAGACCGACUGGGUUCUGCUCAGGCCCUUUCCGAGGUCCUCGCGGGUUUGGGUACCACCAGACUCGAGGAGACCCUGCCUACCAUUCUCCAGAACGUUUCCAGCGCCAAGGCCGCUGUGCGCGAGGGCUUUAUGACUUUGUUUAUCUACCUGCCCGCUUGCUUUGGAAACAGCUUCGCCAAUUACCUCAGCAAGAUUAUUCCCCCUAUUCUUGCUGGUUUGGCUGAUGAUGUUGAGUCGAUUCGCGAGACCUCUCUCCGAGCUGGUCGUCUGUUGGUCAAGAACUUCUCCACCAAGGCUAUCGAUCUCCUGCUUCCCGAAUUGGAGCGUGGUCUGGCCGACGACAGCUAUCGCAUUCGUCUUAGCUCCGUCGAGCUGGUCGGAGAUCUUCUCUUCAGUCUUACUGGUAUUACUGGUAAGUCUGAGGCUGACGAGGAAGAAGAAGAGGCCACUCAAGCAGGUCAAUCCCUUCUCGAGGUUCUUGGAGAGGAGCGCAGAGACAAGGUGCUCUCUGCUCUUUUCAUCUGUCGCUGCGAUACUUCCGGUCUGGUCAAGAGCGCUGCCAUGGGUGUUUGGAAGGCCCUGGUCGCCUCUCCCAAGACCCUCAAGGAUAUGGUGCCCACUCUUGCCCAGCUCCUCAUUCGCCGUCUUGGAUCAUCAAACAUGGAGCAGAAGGUCAUUGCCAGCAACGCGCUCGGCGACCUUAUCAAGAAGGCUGGAGAAUCUGUCCUGUCUUCCUUGCUGCCUCUGCUUGAGGAAGGUCUCCAGACCUCCCCUGAUGUGGACGUUAAGCAGGGUAUCUGUAUUGCCCUGCGUGAGCUCAUCACUUCCGCCACCCCUGAAGGCCUGGAAGACUAUGAGAAGGUUCUUAUCUCUACUGUCCGCGUGGCUCUCGUCGACCACAAUGCAGAUGUGCGAGAGGCUGCUGCCGAAGCCUUCGACGCUUUGCAACAGAUCCUUGGCAAGACGGCUGUGGACCAGGUUCUGCCUUACCUUCUCCACUUGCUGAGAAACGACGAGGAUGCUCAACAGGCCCUGUCUGCACUGUUGACCCUGCUUACCGAGCAGACUCGUGCCAACAUCAUUCUCCCCAACCUCAUCCCCACGCUGCUUACCCCACCUAUUACCGCUUUCAACGCCAAUGCCCUUGCAUCUCUCGCCGAGGUUGCUGGUGGAGCCAUGACAAGAAGGUUACCCAACAUUCUCAACGCUCUCAUGGAUGGUAUGAUCGAGACCCAGGACGAAGAGCUUCGUGCAGAGCUCAGCAGUGCAUUCGAUACUGUGUUGGUCUCUGUUGAUGAGUUCGAUGGUCUGAACGUGGCUAUGAACGUGAUGAUUACUCUGGUCAAGCAUGACGAUCACCGUCGUCGUGCCGCGGCUGCUCUCCACCUCAACAAGUUCUUCGCUGAGGCUGAGCUUGACUUCUCCAGAUACUACCAGGACUUGAUUCGCGUCUUGCUUAUCUCGUUUGAUGACCGAGACAAGAGUGUCGUCAAGGCAGCAUGGACCGCUCUCAGUGGCCUCAUGUCCCACAUGCGCAAGGAAGAGAUGGAGGUUUUGGCUAUUCCCACCCGCCAGAUUCUGCGUCAAGUCGGUGUUCCUGGUGCGGAUCUUCCUGGAUUCUGUUUGCCGAAGGGUAUCAUGGCUAUUCUGCCAAUCUUCCUUCAGGGACUUCUCAACGGUACCGUCGAUCAGCGUACCCAAUCGGCAUUGGCGGUUUCGGACAUUAUCGACCGUACUGCUGCCGAGUUCCUGAAGCCUUUCGUUACCCAGAUCACUGGUCCUCUCAUUCGUGUUGUUUCCGAACGCUCGGUUGAUAUUAAGUGUGCCAUUUUCUUUACACUUAACAAGCUGCUUGAGAAGAUUCCCCUUGCUGUCAAACCCUUUUUGCCUCAGCUGCAGCGGACCUUCGCCCGUGGACUGGCAGACACAUCUAGCGAGACUCUGCGCAACCGUGCGGCCCGAGGUCUUGGUAUUUUGAUUACUUUGACCCCUCGUGUCGAUCCUCUCAUUGCUGAACUUAUCGCUGGAUCCAAGACCAGUGAUGAGGGUGUCAAGAACGCCAUGAUGAAGGCCCUGCAGGAGGUGGUUGGUAAGGCCGGCAGCAACAUGAGCGAGGCCUCGCGUACUGCUAUCCUCGCCCUGAUUGAUGAUGAUGCAAGUGACGACACCGACAAGGUUGCUAUUACUAACGCGAAGCUGCUGGGUGCACUUGUUAAGGUUCUCCCAGAGGCUAGUGCGGUCCCUCUUAUCAAGAACCGCAUUCUGAAUGGCCAGCUCUCACACUCAUCUGUUCUUGGAUUGAACGCUCUUCUGGCCGAGGCUCCUGCCUCUAUGACGGAGCAUUUCCCCACAGAAACCAUUUCAGUCAUCUGCCAGGGUAUUGCUGACAGCGAUCCUUUCGUAUCAGACAACAGUGUUCUCGCUGCUGGAAAGUUCCUCUUGUCCGAGGGAGGUAACCACAGCUUCGAGACUCACAAGACCAUCUUCGAAGCCCUGGCACCUGUCAUUCUGCCCGGCGCUCCGGUGGAUACCCGCCGCUUAACUCUGGUGGUAAUCCGAACCAUCAGCCGUCUCCACCCGGAGAUGACUCGUGCUCACCUGGCUCUACUGGCACCGCCCAUCUUUGGCAGUGUCCGUGAUCUUGUGAUUCCUGUGAAGCUGGCAGCAGAGGCUGCUUUCCUGUCUAUUUUCUCUGUUGUGGAGUCCGACACUGAUGUCUUCGACAAGUACAUGGCUGGUCCUGGCUCUUCUCUCGCGCCAGGACCUAAGCGCAGCAUGUCCGACUACUUCAAGCGUGUUGCCAUGCGUCUUGCUGCCCAGGCCCGGGAGCGUCGUGUUGCAGAAGGCGGUGAAGGUGGACUUGGUCUGUCGAAUGACGAGGUGGAUGAUGAGAAGGAACUGUGGAGUAUUGGCAAGGUGGAUCUUGGGGAGGAUGGUUUCACUGAUGAUUAA